UCAGACUCUAUGGCUUGUAUUAAGGCAAUUGAAUCAGGAGUAUCUAAAGCAAGACAGGAUAUAUAGUAGGGGGAAUCAGGCAUCUGUAUAACGAGUUGUUUUUAUAAAGGAAUGUGCGUUUUAUUUGGAUUCCUGGAAACUGAGACAGGGAGAUUUGACAAGUACUGUAUAUGUAGACUUUUUAACACCUAUUACAGAGCAUAUUUCACAGAACAUAAUAAUGAAGUACAUAAAGGAUACAGGGAGAUACAGCUCAAUUUAGAAGUAAAAUCAAUAUUUGUGUUCUGUUUUAUGACCUGUAGUUGGUAGCAAUGAGUCACAUCAGUGGAUCCAGCAGCCAUCCUUUCAUAAAGUCUAAGGACUCUGUAGACGGAGACGAGAAGGACGCGGAGCUGGAGACGGAGGGGUGUCUAACCGACCCGGUGACAACACCGCAGCAAUUAAGCAACUGGUACUAUUGUCUGUAUUUAUACCAGAGCUCCAGACUACAGGGAGCAGAUGACAGUGAGGCAGGGAGCCACAGGAAACCUGCAUCCACACCUGGGGAUGAGUUUAGUCUUUCCCUGGGUGACACCAACCUGCCAGCGGAGGCUGAAUCAGAGCUGCUGAGUUACAUUUCCAGGCGUCUGAGCAAAGGGGCGCUUCUAGAAGGCAUGGGGAACAUAGCGACUGUGUCACUGAGUGUUCCGGAACAAUCUCUUGGUUGCUAUUGCUGCCUGGUGCAGCAAGACAAGUUACAGGACCAGGCCGGAGCAGCAGGUGGGAUCAGCACUGAUUUUGUCAUCUGUUUCCUAGGGGGCUCGGAGAAGGGCCUUGAACAUUUCAGGCUGGAGCUGGACACAUACGUGCAGGGAUUGCAAAGCUCUCUGAGUCCACAGCAGCUGAGCGACUUAGAGACCCACAUCAGGCCUUACUUGAGCAGCUGGUAUGAGGAGUGUGUAAUGCACAUACAAAGAGUGGUACAGCUGACCCAGGACAAGGUUUCCUUUCUGUUGCAUGCUGCUUUGAGUCACAGUCCCGUGGAAGUCGUAGGAGGAGAAGACAAAGUCAAAAAGGAUAUCGACAGGUUUCUAAACGCAGCCAGUUUCCAGGGUCUGAUUCAUGAAGACACAACGGCAGCCACUCUGUGUAAUGCAUUAUCAGAGGAGCCCCAGAAAGAUGUGACUAUAGACUGCAGCCAGCAGCAGCCACAGUUCCUGAACGCAGGCAGUAACCGGUUUUGUGAAAGCUGGGUCCAGGCCUUUCUGAACGGGGCAGACGGGGGCAAUCCAUUCCUUCUGAGACAGAUUCUUGAAAACUUUAAGCUAAAGGCAAUCCAAGACCUGAACAGCCUGAAGCGGCUCAUCCAGCAGGCCGAGAUGAACCACUACGCCUUGUUCAGGUGCUACGUGUUUCUGAAGCACUGCGGGAACGGAGACGUGCUCCUGCAGAACGUGAAGGUGGAGCACGCCGAGAUGCCGGAAGCGCAUAGGAUAGUGCAGGUGCUGGAGGAGUUCAUGUAUGAAGAGGGCUCCACUAGCCUCCAGUAACUGAGCAGGACCCUCUUUGCAAAGGGGAGACUCAAGUGUCUAACCCCCGCAGAACCUAGGAUUCCUGCUCCUUGCAAUGCUGUGCCAUCUUUUAAUAAACACUACAAGCUGUCGGGAAGGAUGCAGGAACCUGCACCGCAGAUGGAUUUCAUGAAUCUAGAUUUGUGACUUAAAUGUAAAAAAACAAAAAAAAAAACAAAAAAAAAAAAACUCAGAUGUCAGAUGCUUUUCAGAUUUUACAUUCCAGAAGACUCCACUGCAGCCCCCGCUCACCCGCCCACCUCUUUACAAGCCUAACUCUGUGUUUCAUAUUUACUAGCCUUGUAUUUAUUAACACUGAAGGGCCAUUUCGGCACCCUGAAAAGAGAGACAAAGGAGCCGUUACAGAGAAGUGACAUGAUGCUAAGAGCUCCUGAAGGGCACACAAGGCUUGCACAGCAGAUCAUUGCUUGCAUUCAUUACAAAUACAAAUAGCUGUUUUUGUUGGGUAUAAGAUCCAGAUGAGCUCUCUAGUUGAACUGGAAAUAGAUGCUGCGACUGUAUUAAUAAAAUAAAGACCCAUGAGAAAUAGAAAGUGUGAUAUACUGUAUUGUGUAUAUAAUAUUGAGUGCGUUACACUGUCAUUCAUCCCAUGUCCUCCGUAUUAAAAAAUGCCAACAUUAAAGAUUAAAAAUGUCAUGCAGUAACUGUU
Molecule: messenger RNA, 2220 nt
Organism: Acipenser ruthenus (sterlet)
Lineage: Eukaryota; Metazoa; Chordata; Actinopteri; Acipenseriformes; Acipenseridae
Product: protein Njmu-R1-like
Exons: 11
Coding region: 312-1529 (405 amino acids)
Cellular component (GO): trans-Golgi network
Source: RefSeq, a predicted model, not a curated record